UGGUAAGUCUUGCUUGUCGGUGGCGUUGAAGCUUUUUGGACAGAGAGAGUUGAUGACAGGGAGUUGACGACUGGUGGAGGGAGCGAGUGAACCGAAUCCCGGACGGACCGGAAAAUGAGCUGACCCGACUGUCUUCGUCUUCCCCACACCCCCCAACCCGAUAACCCUCCUCCGAUCGAUGAAAAUCGAUCGAGAAGAUGGCUUAUCGGAGGAGGCAGCAGCAGGAGCAGCAGCAGCAGCAGCAGCAAUCGGAGAAGCCGUUCGCCGAGUUUGAUUCCUACGCAGCUCCUGCCUCCUCCUCCUCCUCCUCCUCCUCAUCGUCGUCGUCUUCGCUGGCCGCCAAAGCCAUCAGAGCAUCCUCCGCCCACGCCCAAUCUUCCCUCUCCUCUGCUUAUUACACUUACCCUCCCCCUUCCUCCAAGGAUGAUGAUAUUGAUGAGGCUCCGCCGCCGCCUAUCGACCCCCCCGCCGCCGCCGCCGCCGCCGCCGCCAAAGCUCCCGAGGAGCCGAAACAGGGAUUCUGGGGAGCUCUUGCUAGGAAAGCCAAAUCCAUUCUCGACGAUCCUGCGGAUCCCCCUUCUUCCCCGCAUGGGCCAAUAGCGGACCAGCUCCCCACUCCAUCUCCUCCUCCGCCCAAGAGCCGGCCGAAACAAGAAAGCCCUCCUGCGUUCCAGAAAGGAAUCGGUGCCAUUGCUUCCUCUCUUAAUUAUAUUGGCAAUGCGAUGGAGGAAGGUAUUAAUAUCGUGGAAAAUCGUGCAGCCAACAUCAUUCAAGAAACACGCAAGCAUGUAAAGAAAAGACCUAGCAGAUUGGAGGAACAGAACAAGGGAUUGAACCAGCAUAAUCCAUUGCAACAACCCCAAACCCAAUCACAGAUGCAAUCAGAGCAGGAAAUUCAAUUGAAGGCUUCUCGCGACGUUGCAAUGGCCAUGGCUGCCAAGGCAAAGCUUCUUCUUCGGGAGCUGAAAACCGUCAAAGCAGAUUUCGCUUUUGCAAAGGAGCGAUGUGCUCAGCUAGAAGAAGAAAAUAAAAUGCUUCGGGAAACUCGUGGAAGAGGUGAAAGCCCAGAAGAUGAUGAUUUGGUGCGACUUCAACUUGAGACACUUUUGGCAGAGAAAGCUCGGCUGGCACAUGAGAACUCAGUAUAUGCGCGUGAGAAUCGUUUCUUGAGGGAAAUUGUAGAGUACCACCAGCUCACCAUGCAGGAUGUGAUAUACUUGGAUGAGAAUGCAGAAGAAGUCAAUGAAGUUUACCCUUUGAAAGUGCCUCUGGUCUCUAAUUUACCUGCCGGUGCUGCUUCUGUGCCUCUCAACUCACUGUCUUCGGCCUCUCCUAAGGGUGCUCAUAGCACGAACCAGGAAGGGACAUGGACUUCUCACCCCUCACUAUUACCAGAACCUGUGGAGCCUGUUGGACGGGCUGGUGAUGAAAGGUGGAAGUAGAUCACAAGACUACUUUUGAAAGAGCAAAUUGUAUGGAACGGUGGAUAAUUUUAACAAAGAUGUCAUGACUCUUCUCCUCUUAUCUUGUUGUGCUUCUUUGCCUUUGCUCUUAGACAAUCUACAGGGGCUGUAUGUUUACUGGCAGAUGAUUUUGUCUUGAAGGAAUAGAAUGUUUAGUUACUCUCAGAAGAACUGGAUUUUAUCUGAACAUCAUCAUGUGUUCAAUUA
Molecule: messenger RNA, 1670 nt
Organism: Eucalyptus grandis
Lineage: Eukaryota; Viridiplantae; Streptophyta; Magnoliopsida; Myrtales; Myrtaceae
Product: histone-lysine N-methyltransferase SETD1A
Exons: 6
Coding region: 198-1442 (414 amino acids)
Source: RefSeq, a predicted model, not a curated record